This is a messenger RNA of Pseudovirgaria hyperparasitica, 1289 nucleotides long. RefSeq names its product NAD(P)-binding protein. Lineage: Eukaryota; Fungi; Ascomycota; Dothideomycetes; Acrospermales; Acrospermaceae. Bases 85 to 1110 code for a protein of 341 amino acids. The record is from RefSeq and is a predicted model, not a curated record. Gene Ontology annotation, molecular function: oxidoreductase activity, acting on the CH-OH group of donors, NAD or NADP as acceptor. The transcript is spliced from 4 exons.
CUUAUCGUGCUUCUCUCUUGCAUCCACCUGGAAACAUCUGAUUCCACCCACAAUCUUAUAUCUCAACCACGAGUAAUAAAUAAUAUGUCUCGCGUUCUUCUCACUGGUGGAAGUGGCUUUAUUGCCGCACAUACCCUUGAUGUACUGCUGGAGCACGGCCACUCUGUGGUCACGACAGUGCGAUCACAGGAGAAGGCAGACAAGAUCAAAGAGGCUCAUCCCAAUGUCGGCAAGGACAAAUUAGAUUUCGCCAUUGUGGAGGAUAUCGCGCAGCCUGAUGCCUUCGAAAAGGCGGUCGUUUCAGACCCGCCAUUCGAGAUUGUCUUGCACACGGCUUCGCCUUUCCAUUUUAAUGUCACGGAUGUUCAGAAGGAACUACUGGAUCCCGCUGUUAUUGGCACAACUGGAAUCCUGAAAUCUAUUAAGAAGCAUGCACCCACUGUGAAGAGGGUUGUCAUUACGUCUUCUUUUGCUGCUAUCCUCAGCCCCAAGACAGGUUUCGCUAAGGGUGUUACAUAUUCAGAAGAGAAUUGGAACGAUAUCACUACGGAAGAAGCGCUCCAAAAUCCACAGAAUGGUUACAGAGCCAGUAAGACAUUUGCAGAGAGAGCAGCAUGGGAUUUCGUGGAGAAAGAGAAGCCAAACUUCCAACUCUCAACCAUCAACCCUCCGUUGGUCUUCGGCCCGAUCGUGCACUAUCUCAAUUCCUUAGACGGCUUGAACACCUCAAACCAGCGUGUCCGUGAUAUCAUCCAAGGUAAAUCCAAGGCAGGGAUCCCCGCGACUGGUGUCUACAUAUGGGUCGAUGUUCGAGAUGUUGCCCUUGCGCAUGUCAAGGCGUUCGAAGCGCCAAACGCAGGAAACAAGCGUUUUUUCGUCACAGAAGGCGGACAUUUCAACAAUAGGUUGAUUGUGGAUAUCAUUCGGAAAAACUUCCCGGAGUACGAGUCUCAACUACCAAGCCCGGAUGUGAAGGGCGGUGAGUAUCCAGCGGAUGGUGUGUUCACAGCGAACAACAAGCAAUCGAUUGAAGUGCUUGGUUUGAAGUACAGGAAAUUUGAGGAUACUAUUGUUGACACGGUCAAAUCGCUGCAGAAUGUGGGAGCAUAGUUGGUCUGCACAGUGCAAAAUCUAAAGAGACAAGGUGUUAGCCCAUGAAGAAGAACGCAGGAACACAGAAAUGAAUUUGUUUGAGACAUCUCAUAUUGUUGAGCUUGACGGCUUUUUAUUGAACGUCAACGUGCAAUGCACUCAGAAGUUAUCGUUUGAAGAAAAAUAAUCAUUGCGAG